Messenger RNA from Castor canadensis (American beaver), 838 nucleotides. Lineage: Eukaryota; Metazoa; Chordata; Mammalia; Rodentia; Castoridae. The record is from RefSeq and is a predicted model, not a curated record.
GAGGACUCAAUUAUCUUCACACUAAUUUAUUCACAGGUUUGAGACUGAGAGAGUGAUGCGCCUAACAGUGGAGGCUGAUAUCCAGGGCUUACAUAAGGUCUUUGAUGAUCUGACCCUACAUAAAACAGACUUGGAGAUUCAAAUUGAAGAGCUAAAUAAAGACCUGGUUGUCCUCAAAAAAGAGCAUCAGGAGGAAGUUGAUGCCCUACGCCGGCAGCUGGGCAACACCGUCAAUGUGGAGGUAGAUGCUGUUCCAAGUGUGAACCUCGGUGACAUCAUGAAUGAGAUGAGGCAGAAAUAUGAAGCCUUGGCCCAGAAGAACCUUCAAGAAGCUAAAGAACAGUUUGAAAGACAGACUGAAGCUCUGCAGCAACAAGUCACAGUGAACACUGAAGAGUUAAAAGGAACUGAGGUUCAAGUCACAGAACUGAGGCGCACUUACCAGAACCUAGAGAUAGAGCUCCAGUCUCAUCUCAGUAUGAAAGAGUCUCUGGAGCGCACCCUCGAGGAAACCAAAGCUCGUUAUGCCAGCCAGUUGGCCACCAUCCAGGGAAUGCUGAACUCUCUAGAGGCCCAACUGAUGCAGAUCCGAAGUGACACAGAACACCAGAUCAAUAAGCACAAUGCUCUUCUUGACAUAAAGACCCGGCUUGAACAGGAGAUCGCUACUUACCGCCGCCUUCUGGAGGGAGAAGAUGUGAAAACUACAGAAUAUCAGUUAAGCAAUUUGGAAGACAGAGAUAUAAAGAAAACCAGGAAGAUUAAGACAGUUGUUCAAGAAGUAGUGGAUGGCAAGGUUGUGUCAUCUGAAGUCAAAGAGGUGGAAGAAAAUAUGUAA